CGCAGAUGGCGUAGAUCGAAAAUGGGCGGAGACGAGUGUUUGAUUGACAUGCUGGCUGUCGAGCCCUAUAGGAUGUGUAUAAGCCAUGGAGGAUAUUACGGCGAUGGGUUGAACGCCAUAAUAGUAUUCGCGGCCUGCUACCUGCCGCCCAGGAAUCUUCCAAACUACGUCUACGUAAUGGACCACCUCUUUCUGUACAUAAUGAAUACGCUGGAACUACUGGUAACAGAUGAAUACAAGUUAAUUUAUUUUCACGGAACGCUCCAACACUCUAACCUGCCCACCAACGCUUGGCUGAAAAAAUGCUACCAAGCGAUUGACAGAAACUCCAAGUUCUCGAAAAAAUUGACAUACGUAAAAUCACUGUACGACCUGAGUAGGCACAUCACUACUAAUGACGUCAUGAUACCGGAAGAUGUUAACAGG
Molecule: messenger RNA, 426 nt
Organism: Helobdella robusta
Lineage: Eukaryota; Metazoa; Annelida; Clitellata; Rhynchobdellida; Glossiphoniidae
Exons: 4
Cellular component (GO): cytoplasm
Source: RefSeq, a predicted model, not a curated record